AUGAGCUAUUUCACUAAUUGGAAGGCUUUAUUUACGGUUCAGGUUUUUCCAGGCAGACAUGAGUACAAAUUUUUGAUCGACGGUAAAUGGAUGGUUGAUGAAAAUGUCGCUAAAACCGAUAACAAAUUUGGAAGCCAAAACAAUGUGAUUGCUAUUGAUGAGGCCGAUUUUGAAGUGUUCGAUGCACUUGAUCGCGAUUUGGCAUCAUCACAUGCUGGCGAAGCGAUGCGCAAAGUUAAUGCUGCAGGAGCACCACCUUCUUCACAUGACACUCCCAAUGAGCGGGAGAUCGAAAAGCUGAAAAAUUUCACGCAGGAAGUACCGGAUCGAAAAGAAUUUGAAAAAGCACCAAAUCCACCUGUUUUACCGCCCCAUCUUUUGCAGGUAAUUCUAAACAAGGAUACCCCGGUACAGUGUGAUCCGAAUGUGCUGCCCGAGCCGAACCAUGUAAUGUUGAAUCAUCUCUAUGCGCUUUCGAUCAAAGAUGGCGUUAUGGUGCUGUCGGCAACACAUCGUUAUCGUAAAAAAUACGUGACCACACUUCUGUAUAAGCCAAUUUGA
This is a messenger RNA of Gongylonema pulchrum, 561 nucleotides long. NCBI's taxonomy places the organism in Eukaryota, Metazoa, Nematoda, Chromadorea, Rhabditida, Gongylonematidae. The record is from the annotation of a GenBank genome assembly.